AUGACUGGACGAAUAUGGAGGGAGGGACAGCAUGCUAUGUGCAGCCCCAUCCCAGAUUUGGUAAUUGUACCCGACGUCACUUCCGAUCAUAUCCCGGAACAAUACAGCCCAGAAUUACUAUCUAUACCCGGAAAUAUUUGGCUGACGUCACGAAGUUCGGGAUCAUCAGCGCGAGCUAGUAGCAUCACUUCAUCAAUUUUUGAUCUCUCGAGUGAAUCGGAACAGUUGGAAAAGGCUAUCAAAGAAAAUGAUACGUACAUAAUUAAAAAAACACUUGAUUUACAUCAUGCAAAAUUCCCAAUUUGUUUUCAAAAAGAUCGUACUGAUAGCCGAACUUCAGACAGAUUAAGCUACGAGUCCCGGAGUAGACGCACUAGUAGCCGGUGCAGCCAUGAUCCAGGUCUAGCUGAAUACGUUUUACGAAAGAGUCAAACACGAAUCGAUCAGUCGGAGUUCCUAGAUCGACGCGAGAGUAUAACAACUGAUGUGGAUAUCCCGAAUAUAUUUCGAACUUCUAUUCAUUUAGCGACAGUACACAACUCUAUAGAAUCCCUCGGAGUGUUAUUGCGGUAUGGCGUCGACCCUAGCGUUCCGAGUAUCAAUUUGAUAACACAAUCGAGUACAGCUAACGGAAAUAUUCAUAUUGAUUCUGUGAAAAUUAAUACUACUCCCUCCUCCAUCGUCAAUACUAACACAACAACAACAACAACAAGCAAGUCAUCGGCAUUACUGCAUGGACUGAAAGCCAGAAGCAACACGCUCAAUGUCACAAGCGCUGGCUUUCGUCGUCCGUCGAACACUGCUGAUGGUGAGAGCUUCACUUCCACUGCCGGUAAUGAAGGGUUCGCAUCUCCCCAUACAAAUACACUGCACGUGAACCUUGUUGAGGAGAACUUUAAGCAUGAGGUGGAAUUGUCAGCGAGCAGACGACAUUCCGUUCGUUUGGCGGGAGAACAAGGCACUGUUAAAGAAAUUGCGAUUGACUUAGCUAGUAUUUACAGUCAGGAAGAGUUGUUUAACUUACCGCCACUUUUCGCGGCCGUAGUACACGGGAGAGCUCUGAUCGUCUUACUCUUACUGCAAUACGGUGCCGACCCAAAUGUUCAGGACAGGCAUGGAUUGACACCUUUACAUAUUGCAGUGUCCGAACAGUUUUGCAAUCUUCAAUGUGCGCGCGGGUUACUACAAUAUGGAGCUAAAAUCUUAGUGAAAAACGCAAGUGGAGCGUCUCCGUUGGAUAUAUAUCCGACAAUAGGAAGGGAACAACAAAAUGUGAUUAAGGCUGUGCUGACAGGCAAACUAGCGUUGCACUGUCUCAACGAUACCGGUGGUUUUAUUCAUUCAAAUAACAGCGAACAUAGUUUCCAUAGCAACCAGCUAACGGGUAGUGUACACAAUUUCUUCAGGCGUUUCAACAGCUACGAACCCAAAUCAUCAGACUCAAGGAAACGACGGCUACGAAAACACGGAGGAUCCGGUCUCGAUCUAUUUUACGAGGUCAGGGAUCGUGUUCCUUCCAUAACGUCAAGCAGAAGUGGGUUCAGCAGAAUACAAUCGGUCAUUACCGAAGAUUUUGACAGUCAAGCUUCUCUGGUGAAAGUUCCAUCUGGAAAUGAGAAAACGUUAUUUUCAUCACGAUCUAGAAUGAGUCUUAGAAGAGUUGACAGAACUAAACGCCGGAACAGCUGUGUUGCGGACCAAUCAGAAAAAGCCACUCUUGAGGAGACGGAACGAACACUGUAUGCCUUAAAGAAAUUAGCUCAGAAUCCAGAAUGUACCUCGUCCCUCGUAGAUGGACUAGCCAAUUACAUGCGGAUUAUUGUCACCGUGACGGACAGCUCAGAGUGUCCAGCCAUCGAAAAAGCAAUCAGCGAACUGCUAAAUCAAAUUCUGCAGACAUGCUACGAUGAGUUACAAAGAAUUGACUCUUUUGAGGAAAAGUUCAAGAUGUUCUUGUUGCUGACUAAACUUAUGACAACGGCUUUGGAACUUCUUCGUGGCGGUCAGUCUUUACACUUCACUGCUCUCAGUAUCAUCAAUCGUAUCAUUGAUAUCUGCAUCGUCCAUAAGAACCAUGAAAUCACUUCAACAGAGUUUCUACAAAGUACGGACUGUAUACCUCUUCCACCAGGUGGAGCUGUUGGUCAGGAGGGUGUCAGUCCACAACUUAAAAGCCCAAAACAUAAGACAUCAAACAGCAGCCCAAAACAACGUGGAGGGUCCACACAGUGUGCCCACCAUCACCAUGAUGAUUCCGCCACAAGUGCCAACAGCAGUGCUAAUACAUUUCAGAGGAUUUCCUCUGUUCAUUUUAGAAAAAAUUUUGGUGGACAUUCUGAUGGGGGUGGCCACUCCGAAAAGACGGAUGACUCAGAAAAUACAGACAAUAACAAUGCAAAUUCUUGUGGAACAAGCGUUUUAAAAACCCCACUUGAAUUUCUGACAACUUGUGAUCCAAGUCAAAUAUUAAGUGUUCUUCAUAAUAGUAUCACCAUGCAUAAACGUAUCAUUGGAACUCGGCAGAAAUGUACACCAAGUACUCGUUCACGUUUUUGUACCCAUCACUGUUUACAAAUCCUAAGUGCCCGGAUCCUUGUUGUAAUGAGUCAUGGACUUCAGGUCCAAUACCGAAUUGUAGGGGGUGGACAUAUCAAAACUCUCGUUGAGGCCUUAGACCCAAAUCAUGAUCCGCAUUUACUGUGCCUGUUGCUACAAUCGCUAGCCUCCAUCGCCCUUACACCCAGUCACCAUCAGGUUCUUAGUGACGCGGACAUUGCUGACAUGUUGAUGCAGCUACUGUUGCCUAGCGACGAGUGGUAUUACACCAAUCACAGCACCAAGUAUGCAAAGUUCGUCAAGUACCAUGCCGCUCGUAUUCUUGUGUAUAUGGGACUGUUACACAAAUUGGGUGGUCGUGUCGACUUGUUUGACAGAAAGCCUUUCAAAGAACUGUCAACCAAUGCCUAUUUACAAGUGCACUCCCCAGAGGAUAGUUUUAUAGAACUGAUGGCUAUGGGACAGGUCGUCAUGUGGAAUGAUAACCAACAUCUACAGGCCGCUUCUCUGGAGGGUUUGGUGGCCAAACUUAUACAGGAAGCAAUGAACGAUGAAAAUGAGGGGGAUGGAGAAAUCUAUGAUCUCACUCUCUCCUCCUCCAUACAAAGUAUUUGUGGUCUGAUGGAUAAUCAAUGUAGUACAAUGCUGACGCCAUUCACAUCUCCGACCUGUUCCUUACAAUUCCUCGCAGAGACAGAUAGUAAACCGUUCAGAGAACUUUUACUUAUGGGUCUUCCGAUGCUUGUACAUCCGGUUAUAAUUUUACGUCUUCUUGCUCAUAAGGUUUUUGGAAAUAUGAUACGGAGAAAGUCAUUAUUUGCAGAGACAAAAUUAAAACCACCACCUCCAGAAAAUCUAGAACAGUCCGAUAUGUGUCCACCUCGUAGCAAUUCAGAAGGAGCCAAAUUUCACGAUAUUAAACGGGAAGUGAAUCGCAGAAGGCGAUCUCAUCACCCGGUCAUUACAAAAUCUUCAUCCGAGGAACUAGAUUCUCCAGCAAUAUUAAAUAGUCCUGUGGAGCGAGAAUUUGUCAAACAAAAUGGCAUUCAAACCAAAAAUGGCACAACUCAGCGAGCACUUCGUGCCAUUGGGACAAGUCUGGCUAACCCUUUUGAUUCAAAUCAGCAACAACAACAACAACAAAAUCAGCAGACAACAGACAGCCACCAGAUUAAUAAUACAGUGAGUAGUUCUGACUCCUCUGGAGAUGUGAAAUCAUCUGCGUCCAAAUCAAGACUGUUUCAUUGGCCAAGUAAAAAGCGGUUGUCAAAAUCGCAAAGCAAUGUGUCUUCAAAGGAUAGCCAGGAUAUCAACACUGGAAGUUUGGACAAAGCUGAUUCAAAAUCUUCAGUAACAUCAUCAGAAAAUGAUAUUGACAUUCUGGCUUUUCAAAGAGAGCUUAUAAACCUUCCAACGUUUGUAAUGGACACACCAGCAACAGACGUAUCUCCUAUGUUCUCAAGAUGUAGUUCUGUGCCAGAAAAUUUAGCAUCAAGAAUGAGUAACAAUGAUUCUACUACUCCAGAAAUGUCUACAUAUGGUUCAGACCAUCUUCAUUUUGUGCAAAGACGAGGGAAAGGCGAAGAUUUUGGUUCCGAUCAAGCUUUAAGUAAUUUGCCUAAAUCACCGUCAAAGGUUACCAUAACAACCACUGACUUUACCCAGCCACCGCACCAGUGUGUGGGAGCUUUAACCUUGACACUUCCUACUCAGUCGUCCAUUGAUGAUGUCGAGGAAAAUAUUGCCAAUAUCACUGUGCGCUUUGAAGCUCCCGCAUCACCCAUUUCUAGUUCAAGUCAGAGCCCACAAGCAUUUGAUUUUCCUUAUCCCUUUGAACAUUUGAAACUCACGGCAAAUCAUGUUUUGAUAAAUGAAAAGUCAUCAGCAAAUCAGGUUGUACCAACUACAUCUAAUUUUCUCAUUCCUUCACCAACAUCUGCUGCAUCACCAACAGUUACCACCGCUUCUACUGCAUCACCAUGGUCACCGUCAUGUAUGUCACAAUCAUCUAUUACAACCAACCUUCCACAUUCGGAAAUUCCAGGGGCCCACCGAGGGGUAUUACGGGUAGUAGAGACUUGGAUACGAGUAUGUAGCAAUGACCUUGACUGCAGUAGCCUCAUUGUGCAUGAGAUGCGUGACUUUCUCAGGAAAAUGUCUGUUCUCGGACAUGAAUAUAAAGCCUGGUGCCAGAAAAUUGGAGGAUUACUCCAUUUAGAGGAAAAAAACGUGAUGAAACAAAGAUCUCUGAAUGCUGAUGACCCAGAUAAUGUGAAUGCCCAAUACAAAAAGCUGCAGCAGCUUGUUGUGGCUGGUGACAUUCCAUGUUCUAAAGAAGAAGCUGCCACCCUAGCCAGUAUACAGUUACAUAUAGAAGAGGCAUGGCCUGAACAUAACCUUCCAAACCACGCCCACACCAAACCCCCUGACCUUACCUUUCUCCAUGGGGGUAAACUCAUCGACCACAAACUUUGGGCUAAGUCCACUGACCCACAGGAAAACCUUCGUAAACGAAAGGAACUGAUACGAAACAAUCGUGCUGGACGUAUUACAAGUUCCCGUCGUAAAGGGCGUUUAGUUCGUCAGCUUUCUUGUGUUAGUAAUAAGGACUUGGAUGUUGGAAGUGAAGUGGAUCUCACCAAAUUUCUUCCACCGGAUUUUAAUUCCUCAAAGAAGAUUCGAUGUAUCAUUCAAGAAAAACAGAAACAGUUGUGGCAUACCCCAUAUUACGACAGCGAGAUAAAAUUGAAACAGCAAUAUAUCAAAAUCUGUAAAAACCUGCCAUCAUUUGGGUGUAAGCUGUACCAGGUGAAGGAACUCCUGAGAGGCAACACCCAGAAAAAGGCUGUUCGCUUGCUGGGAAUCGCCACAGACAAAAUUGUGUUGUUGGACAACAAGACAAAGCUCUUGCUAAAAACACAGAGUAUACGUGAUCUUGAAGAAUGGAACACAGGGAGUGGAAAAUACCAUGAUGGCCUGGUGCUGGAGUUUCGGGGUACCAAACCUUGGCACCUUUCCAUGGCAACCCUUGACAACCUGAAAUCUGUAACGGCUGUAUUAUGGGAUGCCUUGGAUAUGGAUGGAAGGUUCCUAAACAAUGGAACGCUUCGUCGGGAUAGCUUUGAGUUUGAUUUCCAUAGAAAGCCACCCUUGCUACGGCCAGCUUUGGAGGGAGGAAGUAAAUAUUCAGAAGAGCUGGAAAAUCUUCAAAGACUGUUACAUUUCCCCGAAGAGGUUGCGAUAUUACUGACAGAUAUGGAGCACACUUUGUUUAACGAGAUACCGCCAUCACAUUAUAUACGCCAAGUGACCACAGACCUGUCCAGAGGGUCAACUGUCUACCGAAAACUGUCCAGCGUCGAGGAUCUCAUACAAAGGUUUAAUGAGGUGAGUUCCUGGGUAACGCAGUUGAUUAUUACCCAGCCAACACAUGAGGAUCGUAAGGCAAUACUCUCUUGUAUCCUACGUCUUGCCUUUUACUGUUGGUGCCUCGGCAAUUUCAACACCACCAUGGAGAUUGUCGCUGGACUCAAGUCUGAGAAGCUUAAGCCAUUUUGGCUGUCAUUAUGUGACGAGGACUUGUCAACUCUACACAUGCUCUCUAACUUUCUGUUGUCGCGGGAACUAACCCAGGAAUACCGAGAGGCAGUUGGGCGUGGCCUUGACAUUCCAACCUGUAAAGUAGUGCCAUUUUUUGGUGGAUUCCUUCGAGAGCUCCGAGCGCUUUUCAUUAAUGUUCCAAGUAUCAUCGUUCUACCUUCAAAGGAAAACCAGUCACUAGAGUUUAUCUCGGAUUUUAAUGGAGAAGAUCGUUUCAUGACGAGGAUCGGCGUAGGAGGCCUUAUCAACAUGGACAAACUACAACAGACCCAUACAAUCCUCAAUGACAUCAGUCUCUUCCAUCACCAUGGGAAGGGCCAGGAAACUGCACAGAGAGAGGAGGAAGAGGUCAAAAGGUCAGAAAAUGACUGCGAGAGUGAUUAUGACCUUGACCUUGAUUCCUAUCAGCCUGUUCAGCCAAUCAUGAAUGACCAUGAAGUGGUUGUCAUAACUCCCAAACUGGCUGGCCUGAGUCAUCAUUGGUUACAGUGUAUGCACCACGGCAGCACCGUAAUUCAUAUUGAGGACGAUAGCUGUCGAACAUAUGUGUGCUACCUCAAACUUGAACUGGAUAACACAACGCUAACUUGGCGAAAACCGUCAUGGAGCUCACUAAUGCCAGGAAAUACAUCCUACCCUGAUUAUAUGUUAAAGGGUGAAUCGGAUUCCAGCUCCACUCAAGCGUUAAGUAUUCGUUAUACAGGUGGGGAAGAUGUUUACGACACACUAGAGGAAGGUUUUGUUGAUCUCAAACUUAUAAAAGAAAUUUCCCAUGGAAACGAGGAAUCACUAGAUCUUAAUCUAGUUGGAAAACGUCAUAGUAUGGAUGAUUUAGAUGCCAAAGUAAAUAGUAUAUGUAUUCUGUAUGGUUGUGGACAUUUAGAAAACAAACGUUUAUGGUUCGUCGCACCGAAAAACAUGUGUAAAAUCUGGUUGCUAGGAUUACAGAGACUAAUAAAGGCAGCUCACAAACUGCGACGUCAAACGGACAAAAGAAUACAACUUCUGAAGAACCAGUAUCUACAGUUGUAUUACGAAAAUGAGAAGUGUGUGGGGCCUACACCUGCUGAAGCUAUCAAGGUGUUUGGAGGACGUCGUUGGCAUGUGGAGCGACAGCUAAUGAGCACACAAGAUGUCCCCGCCUCAUUCAAACGAACUGGUAGCUUUGUCACCUCUAAAAUAUUCAACAAAAAGUCCAACAAUGCAUUUUCAAAUUCCAAGUCCAGUCCUCGAGGGUCAGCAUCAAUAGCUUCCAAUGUGUCUUCAUCAGACUUACAAAAAAUGUCAUCUCAGAAAGGCCAUCGGACACCUAGUCCUCUUCGUAAAAACAAGUUAUCUGAUCUCAGCAAAUCUUCAGUGCCAAGUUCCAGUGAUCCAAACCUGCACCAGAACCAGACUGUUCAAAAGCCAAAUGGAAGUCCAAGUCUCGGUUUCAGGCCUAGAAGCAUGACAUUCAGUUUUACAAAUCGUUAUCGAUCAAAACGUCGUCGUAUGUCGUUGGGUAUGCGUACAAACGACAACAAAAUGACUCCAAUUACAGACUCUUCUCAGCUGACAUUCCUGGAUUUUGUAGAUUUGUUCAAAUCCUUCAGUCUGCGAUGUAGGCGAGAUCUCAAGGACUUGUAUGAACAACUGGCUUUGACAAUGAAACCAACACCAGGGAAAGACAUUCCGACGGCUCUCAGGACACAUGCCUACAAUUCAGCUGGAAACGAUACAUGCAUAAUAACUAGAAACAAUGCCUUAGAUUUGACGAAGGACAGCCAACAGCGACGCAAGAUUUGUGACGCCAUUGCUGUCGCAAGUAUUGUUGCCAACUGUGCUGGGGUCGAUACAUCACAGAACAGGUGUAUCGGUCUGAAAGAGUUCCGUGAAUUUCUGGGCGAUCACCAGGAGGAAUAUCUAGAUGACGAGGAAAUUAUUGAACUCAUACAGCGUCAUGAGCCAGACAAGUUUCUCCGGGAAACUUGUUGUCUGUCUUUUGAAGGAUUUGCCCGUUUUCUCAUGGAUAAGGACAACUACGCUUACCUUCACGAGAAAACAAAACACAAUGAUGAGGAUAUGGACCACCCACUAUCUCACUAUUACAUUGCAUCAUCACACAACACCUACCUCACUGGUCAUCAGCUGACAGGAGAGUCCUCAGUCGACCUCUAUAGCCAGGUGUUGUUGAUGGGCUGUCGCUGUGUGGAGUUAGAUUGCUGGGAUGGAGAUGACGGAAUGCCAAUUAUUUACCAUGGCCAUACCCUUACAACCAAAAUAUCCUUCAAGGCUGUUGUGGAGGCCAUUAACAAGAGUGCCUUUGUGAUGUCUCCCUACCCAGUGAUCCUGUCCAUAGAAAAUCAUUGUUCCAUCAUUCAGCAGCAGAAGAUGGCGGUCAUCUUCCAGAGCGUGUUUGGAGAAAAGCUGGUAACUUCAUUCUUGUUUGAGUCUGACUUCUGUGAAGAUCCACAGCUACCAUCACCGUGCCAACUCAAAUUCAAAAUUCUUGUGAAGUACAAGAAAAUCCGUCACCAAGAAAGUUACACCCUAAAAAAGGUACCGUCCUGUCCUAGAACAAACAGCAUGGUCUCAACUGAAAGCACCUCCAUCUCCAUCAACGACUUUGAUGAUGAUGACGAUGAUGAUGAAGAUGAGGAUGAGAUAGGCGAUGUAAAAGAAUUACGGACAUCUGUCGACAGUCAGGACAGUCAGACAGGAGACCAAGAUGACAAGGGACGUAACUCUGGUUCUACACGAGCAAGAACUGAUUCGUUCCUGGACUAUCAGCCAUCAUCUGGAUCAUUUGGGGAGAAGACGCGACCAAAGAGUCACCCAGACCUUGACUGGCAGUUUGAGGAUGACCUGCAGGAAAUGAAAACACCACUGAAAACCAAACAAAAGAAGGCAAGUCAGAUUGCAAAAGAGUUAUCUGACCUUGUCAUUUAUCUCCAGGCCAUCAAGUUCCGAGGAUUAACUGUUAGUCCAAACACUUCAAUGAGGAAGAAGCCAGCUGGCAAGAAAGUAUUGUUGGGGAGUAAUCCUGGAACUCCACCACUUACUUCAGAUAAACCAGAUAUGAACAUUUUCUCUGGGUAUUCCCGUCAGCGUCGUCCAGAUAGCACUCCUCCGUGUUAUCUAGUGUCUUCCUUAAAUGAGAGCAAAGCUAAACAACAUUGUCGACGUAAUCCCAUCGGUGUCAUCAAUCAUACAGAAAAACAGCUGAUGCGGACAUACCCUGCGGGCAUGAGAAUUGAUUCUUCAAAUUUUAAUCCCGUCAUUUUCUGGGCCUUUGGAAUUCAGAUGGUUGCCCUGAAUUAUCAGACAGAGGACACAGCCAUGAUUUUGAACACGGCCAUGUUUGAGCAAAAUGGACAGAGUGGUUAUGUCCUGAAGCCAGCCACUAUGUGGGAUAAAAGUCACAUGAUGUAUAACCACUUCAAUCCGUGGGACAAGACUUUUGAUGGUCUUCAUGCUACAGUUCUUACCAUCCAUGUAAUAUCGGGUCAGUAUGUGAGUAACAACCACACAGCCAGUACUUACAUAGAAGUUGAACUGCUCGGCAUCCCAGUUGACUGUGCCAAACAUAAAACAAAGGUUGUACCACGAAAUGCACUCAACCCAAUCUGGAACGACUACUUCACAUUCCACGUGAUGUUUGCAGAUCUUGCCUUUUUAAGAUUCGUUGUUGUAGAUGCUAAUACCAGUCAUAUGGUCUGCCAACGUAUUAUUCCACUCAAGUGCCUUCGCGCAGGAUACCGCCAUGUUCGACUGCGGAGUCCGACCAACCAACCCCUAGAGCUAGCCACGAUCUUCAUCAACUCAAAACAUGAGGAAGAAUCACUGCUGGCGUGCUCUUCCCACGAUAUCAACGGCUGCCAUGACAGUGCCUCAGCAAAACGCCGCCUUGUAUUCGCAAAGGUCAAGGACAUGAAUGAAAAAGAUGCUAAAGAACUGAGCCCAACAGGAGCCAAAGUUAAGCGGAGAAUGUUCUUCAUCAGUGUUUUUGGAGUCAAUGCCCCAGAUAAAUAUGUUAUUCUCAAGGUCACACAGGACACAACAGUUUACGAUACCAUAGCUCAGGCCCUGAUGAAAGCCGGCCGUGUCGAGGAGAAGGUGACUGAUUACGUCUUGGUUGAGGAGGUUCAGAGUGGAUGGGAACGUUCUAUGUCUCAGCGUAUCCUAGACAUGAUGGAGAAAGUCCUUAUAGCUCAGAACCAGUGGAAGGGGGCUGGUAAAUUUCUCCUACGCAAACUCAGCGAUGAUCCCAGCAGCCGAGCAUGGAUGACUACAAUGUUGUCAAUUGAACAUAGACGAAAGGUGGAGGAAUCUGCAGACACAGCUGACUGGGACAGCGUGGAACAAGUAUUCCUUGUGUGUGUGUACAAUGUAGCCCCAGACCAGCCAUAUACAAUCUUCAAAGCUCCCACUUCGAGCACGGCCCAGGACAUCAUCACACAGGCAAUGAUGAAGGCACAUCGGACAGACACAGACAACUUACGUAAACUAGUUCUAGUUGAGGAACUGGAAAUGACAGCAACAGAGUCACUAGGGGUCCAUGCGCGGCGCCAUAGUGGAGAACAUAUUGAACGCAGAAUUCUAUCUCCAGAUGAAAAUGUUUAUACAGCCCAAUCGGAAUGGAUAACCAACGGAAGAUUUGUGAUCAUGGAUUAUGCAGAAUUCGAAUCUAGUGAAAAUCAGGAUAAGAAGAAGGGCAAAUCAGCAAAGACAAAAUCAGAAAAAGGGAUUAUCGCCAAACAAAAGAGUACAAAACGCCUGUCAAAGUCUUCAUCUGUUCCUCCAGAGAAAGAUCUCUUUUGUUCUGCCACUUCAGGUUCUUCAAGUGGUGGAUCCUCGAUCUUUCCUGACCUUAGUCAAGCUCUUUUAUCUCAGCAGGCCACACCAAAGACUUCAUCCAAGCUCAAGAAGUUUUCAGCCAAAUUUUCAUCCAAGUCUUCUAAGUGA
Messenger RNA from Ylistrum balloti, 11100 nucleotides. RefSeq lists its product as uncharacterized. Bases 1 to 11100 code for a protein of 3699 amino acids. The transcript is spliced from 41 exons. Gene Ontology annotation, molecular function: protein binding; guanyl-nucleotide exchange factor activity; phosphatidylinositol-4,5-bisphosphate phospholipase C activity. The record is from RefSeq and is a predicted model, not a curated record. NCBI's taxonomy places the organism in Eukaryota, Metazoa, Mollusca, Bivalvia, Pectinida, Pectinidae. Gene Ontology annotation, biological process: lipid metabolic process; phosphatidylinositol-mediated signaling; small GTPase-mediated signal transduction.